AUGACGGCCACUCUACCAACAAGUGCACCGUCCAAUAUAUCUGUCCCAGCCAGUAUGACAUCACCAUCGCUAACCAGUUCACCAGCCAACAUGCCAGGCUCAGCAAAUAUGACAUCGUCACUGCUUACCAACCCACCAUUGAAUGUAUCCAACCCAGCCAAUAUGACAUUGCCACCAUUAACCAGUUCAGUGUCAAACGUCUCCGGCCCAGACAAUAUGUCAUCGUCACCACUAAGCAGUCUACCACCUAACACGUCAGGUCCAGCCUCUAUAACAUCGCCACCACUAACUAGCCUGCCAUCAUACAUGUCAGGUCAAGCAAAUAUGACAUUGUCACAACUAACCAGCUCAUCAUCGAACGUUUCUGCCCAAGCCAGUAUGACAUCGUCACUAUUAACCAGUCUACCAUCGAAUAUAUCUCUCCCCGCCAACAUGACAGCACCUCCACCAACCAGCCCGUCAUCGAACAUGUCAGACCCAGCAACUGUGACAUCGCCACCAGUAACCAGUCUGCCAUCGAACAUUUCAGAUCCAGCCAAUAUGACAUCACCACCAUUUACCAGUCCAGUAUCGAUUGCUUUUGGCCCAGUCAAUGUGACAUCGUCGUCACUAACCAGCCCUCAAUCGAACAUAUCGGGCUCUGCAAAUAUGAUAUCGCAACCGAUAACCAGUCCACUGCUGAAUGUAUCGGAACCAGUCACUAUGAUAUCUCCACCACUGACCAGUCCAGCAUCAAAUGUAUCUAGUCCAGUUAAUAUAACAUGGUUACCACUAACCAGUUCACCAUGGAAUAUGUCAGGCCCAGCCGAUACGACAUCGCCACCCUCAACUAGUUCAGCGUCGAACGCAUCCGGCCAAGCCAAUACGACACCACCUCCCCUGACAAGUCUGCCAUGGAAUAUAUUAGGUUCUGCCAAUAUGACAUCGACACUACUCACUGGGUCACCAUGGAGCAUGUCAGGCCCAGCCAAUAUGACAUCACCACCAAUAACCAGUUCACCGUCGAAUGUAUCUGAUCCAGUCAAUAUAACAGCACCUCCACCGACCAGCUCAGAAGCGAACAUAUCAGGCACAGCCAAUAUGGCAUCGCCCCCGCUUACCAGUAGACCAUUGAAUGUAUCUGAACCAACGACUAUGACAUCCCCACCGGUAACCGGCACACCAUGGAACAUAGCAGGCUCAAGCAAUAUGACAUCGCCACCGUUAAACAGUCAGCUAUUGAAUAUGUCUGACCCAGCAACUAUGACACUGGUACCACUAACUAGUCCACCAUCGAACAUGUCAGGUACAGUCGGUAUGACAUCACCACCGAUAACCAGUCAACCGUUGAGCGUAUCUCAGUGGGGCAGUAUAACAUCGACACCAUUAACCAGUCCACCAUCGAAUAUAUCUGGCCCAGCCAACAUGACAGCACCUUUACCAACCAGCCCGCCAUUGAACACGUCACUUUGGUCCAAUAUGACAUUACCACCUGUGACCAGCUCGUUGUGGAGCAUAUCAGGCUCAGCCAAUAUGACAUCGCCACCAUUAAGCAGUGAACCAUUGAAUGUGUCUGACCCAUCGAAUAUGAUAUCGGUACCACUAACUAGUCCACCAUCGCACAUGUCAGGUAUAGUCGGUAUGACAUCACCACCGUUAACUAGUCAACCAUCGAACAUAUCUGAUCCAGGCAUUAUAACAUCGGCACCAUUAACCAGUUCACUAUCGAAUAUAUCUGGCCCAGCCAACAUGACAGUACCUUCACCAACCAACCUGUCAUUGAACACGUCACUUUGGGCCAAUAUGACGUUCCCACCACUACCCAGCUCAUUAUGGAGCAUAUCUGGCUCAGCCAAUAUGACAUCGCCACUGUUAACUAGUCAACCAUUGAAUGUGUCUGACCCAUCGAAUAUGACAUUGGCAUCGCUAACUAGUCCACCAUCAAACAUGUCAGGUACAGUCGGUAUGACAUCACCGCCGCUAACCAGUCAAUCGUCGAACGUAUCUCAGUGUGGUAGUAUAACAUCGGCACCAUUAAUCAGUCCACCAUCGAAUAUAUCUAGCCCAGCCAACAUGACAGCACCUUCACCAACCAGCCCGCCAUUGAACACUGUAACUCCAUCUGCUCAAACAUAA
Messenger RNA from Rotaria sordida, 2115 nucleotides. The record is from the annotation of a GenBank genome assembly. NCBI's taxonomy places the organism in Eukaryota, Metazoa, Rotifera, Eurotatoria, Philodinida, Philodinidae.